Mytilus californianus (California mussel) is the source of this 616-nucleotide messenger RNA. RefSeq names its product apolipoprotein D-like. Bases 9 to 584 code for a protein of 191 amino acids. The record is from RefSeq and is a predicted model, not a curated record. NCBI's taxonomy places the organism in Eukaryota, Metazoa, Mollusca, Bivalvia, Mytilida, Mytilidae. The transcript has 4 exons.
UCGUCAUAAUGAAGUUGUUGAUUUCACUUUGUCUCUUCUGUGUCAAUGCCGACGCAUUCUUUAUAGACCAGCUAUUUAGCAACGGUUGCAAAUCACCAUCACCAGCACAAAACUUUACUAACCAGCGAUACAAUGGACUAUGGUAUGAAGUUGGUAAGAUGCAGACAGCUGGCGGGGCUGCGUUUGAAAAAGACUGUGUGUGUACUACAAUUGAUAUAAAACCAAAAUCGGGAACAAGUGAUUAUACUGCCAUCAAUAGCUGUAGAAAAUUAUCUCCAACAGGGAAUUUCUUAAAUGCAACAGGUACAUUGACGGGAGAGGGUCCAUCUGGUCACUGGAAAGAGGGAUUUUUCCCCCUCGCCCCAAAAGCUGACUACACUAUAAUAUACCUUGACGACAACUAUGCAAUUGAGUAUGACUGUACGUCAGUGAUUGGAAUUACAAACUAUUGUAUACACAUUCUGUCCAGAACACCAACAGCCCAAGCUGACAUGGUCCAAAAGCUAAAGACAUUCGCUAUAGGACUAGGUUUAAAUACUGAGAAUUUGGACUAUCAAGAAACAUUACAAAAGGGAUGUUGGUAGAGUUUUAGACGUAUUCGUAUUUUGUCCUUUGA